GUGAAGUUGUGUUGGAAGUUCACCUCCCAGGUCUGUCUGAUGCGCCCAGUUCAUUUAGAAAGUUUCGGAGAGAGAUGAGCGGACUGACCGUCCCUGCGGACUUCUCGGAACACAUGCUGGACUUGGACGAGGACGAGGACCUGGAGGUUUUCAGCAAGAACACAUCUCUGGCAGAUGGAGGUCCCGCGCCCAACUCUCCCACCUCCAUGGUCAACAACUACAGACUCGACGAGGAUGAGGAGGAGCAGCAGGACGCCAACGCCAAAGACCUCUUUAUCACCAUUGAUAACCCGGAGAGCCAUGUCACUGCCAUCGAAACGUUCAUCAUGUACAGAGUCGUGACCAAGACCACGCGGAGUGAGUUUGACUCCAGUGAGUAUGAGGUACGCCGGCGCUACCAAGACUUCCUGUGGCUCCGAAGCAGACUGGAAGAAAACCACCCGACACUCAUCGUCCACCCCCUGCCGGAGAAGUUUGUGAUGAAAGGCAUGGUGGAACGCUUCAACAACGACUUCAUUGAGACCAGGAGGAGAGCUCUGCACCGCUUUCUCAACAAGAUCUCCGAGCAUCCCAUACUGUCCUACAGCCAGCACUUCAAAGUCUUCCUCACCGCGCAGGACCUUCUGUCCCACAGGAAACAGGGUCCAGGCUUCCUGAGCAGGAUGGGCGAGACCGUGAGGGCAGUAGCCAACUCGGUACGAGGUCUGAGGAGCCGGCCGGAGGAGUUCACGCUGAUGCAGGAGUAUGUGGAGGACUUCAGCAACAAGAUCUGCUCCGUGGACAAAGUCACCCAGAGGAUCAUCAAGGAGCAGAGAGAGUAUCUGGACGAACUGAAGCAGUACGGGCCCACCUACACCCAGUGGGCGGGAUCGGAGGAGGAGCUGGCGGAGCCGCUGAAGGGCGUGGCCAGCUGCGUGGAGCGGUGUAGUAAGGAAACAGAAGAGCAGAUCCACCAUCUCUCUGAAGUCCUUGUCCCCGCCCUGCAUGAGUACGUCCUCUGUGCCGAGACCCUGAAGGCUGUGGUGAGACGGAGAGACAACAUCCAGGCUGAGUUUGAAGCCAAGAACGAGGCCCUGGCAUCCAGAAAAGCUGACCAAGAAGCACUGCAGGAGGAGGUGGAUGGUCUGGCGGACCGGGUGGAGCAGGCCAACAACGCCCUGAAGGGAGAUUGGUCCCGCUGGCAGAACAGCAUGAGAACUGACCUCAAAUCAGCUUUUAUGUCCACUGCUGAGAAGAACAUGGAGUACUAUGAGAAGUGCCUGGCUGUGUGGGAGUCGUUCCUCCUGUCUCAGAGGGUGGAGCCCAGCGAGCAGAGUGAUGGGGAAGGCGCCUCUUAAAGUGCGGAGAUGGCUUCUCUCUCAAAACCACACAAAGCACACCCUCUGCUGUCUGCCCAACGCAUCUAAACCAUAGACUUUGAACCAAUGUCCAUUUAUGCGAACAUGCAUAAUGUACGAAACAAGCACACUCUGUCUCUUUUUCUUUCUGUCUGGCCAAAGAGGUUAGUCCCGGUCUCACCAUUCCAGUGACGAUUGUGCAACACUGUGAUCCCAGUGUCCACAAACCAGUGUUUACACACCACCAUGUGCAUUGCCAAAAGCUGAAAGAAGACUCCUGGCUCUUUUCUCUCCCCUCUGCUGUUUUGUGGUUAUUGUGUUAUUUUUUACGCGGUCCAACUAUACAUAGUGAUGCUUUCCGUUGUGGAUGGAGAGCGGCUGUAUCCAAUAUCAUGGGAUGCCUCCUUGGAAGGGUGCUGAAUGCUCAGGUGUGGCGUCAUCAUAAGUUCCCACCCCUUAUUUUACAGAAACCAAAACUAAUGAUGCAUUCAUUGUCAUUCAUUCAAAAUUUCAUUUUGUUGUUGCAGUAAACUGUCAGAAUAGGAGUUGUAAACUGUAGUGCAAAUUUUACAAUAAACAAAUCUAAAAGGUUCGAAUUAAGACUUGGUUGGCCUCAGAUCAGUUACAACUAAUCACCUGUUUCUUCCAACUGGAUGUUUUUAGACUUCCAAAGGUCACGCCCCUGAAUUGAGACACAGCUGCUGAUACCGAUGUACUGCAUCUGUAACACCAAUGUCAUGGAACCAUGUGACUCACAUAGUAUCCAUCACUUAACUGUAUUACAGCAUGUUAGCCAUGACCACCAUUUUUGCCCAAAUCUUAACCAAACUACUUUCAUGGAGCUCUGUUAGUGACAUGGUUCAAGAGAAUUAUUGAGUGUAUCGAGUGCGAGAGGCCAUUCCUGAUCUUGGCCACAGUAGUUUGAUCAACAGUCUUCACUCAAAGUCCACUUACUAGCCUUUUACACAUUGAGAUCUAUCAGAUAGCUCUGGAAAAAGCUAGUAACUGGACUGUUUUAAGAUUUUUUGUCAGAAAAUUGUUCUUGUCUCUUUACUGUUACUCCGGACAGUAUCCUCAAAAUAGUGCUGUACAGCUUUAAGACUUGGUUGUUGUAAGGGGCAUGGCCAUAGUCACAGACACAUCUAAUGCCGAGCUCAACUUUAAGAUUCAUAAACCCUGAUAACAUGCAUAAACAUUUGAUUUUGGGGCUAUUAAGGGAUGGAUGUCCUCCCAACAUAGACACUGAGAGUGCAGGUGAUUCUGUUGGGUACCUGUAACACAGUUUGUUAACCCGUACAGUCGUGCAGACAAAGGCAGAUGGCGAAAUUCAGACCUUAAGUCUUGAAGUUUUGGAUCAGUGAAGUUCUUCUCAUCACAAAUGUACAUCAUGCAUGGCGGGCUCUGAUUGGUCAGGGUCCAACAUGAAGUCUGUCAUGUCUUUCAGCCAAGUCACAACAAGAGUUUGUCACCUGAGACACCUGUGACCUUCUAAAAUACUGCGUAGUCUGAUCGUUGCUAUUACACGAUCAGACUUUCAACUGAUUUGCCCACCUUUGACUUAAAGAAAGUUCAGGUCUUGUGUCUAUAAUGUAUUUUGUCAUUAAUUUACUGAAGAGGAAUAGGCCAGGGCAGAUUUAUGCAAAGAGUACACACCAAAAAGGACAACAUUUCAUUACAGAAUAGAUGACGAAAUGCAUCAGAUUUAGAUGAUAUCUACAUCCAUCUGAAGUUAGUUUGUAGUUAGACCAUGUAAGGUCGGAGUGGUAUGAAUAACACGCCGUACCAUUGAUCUCCUGUUAAAAUCUGAGCAGUGAAGCCUUAAAGCUUUAUGAACUUCUCUCCAGAAUGUUUGUUUGUAUUGAUAGAGAUUUCACGUUUACAUGUCUGAUGAAGACUAGCUACAGGAUACGCAAUGUCUCUGUAGCAGAAUGCUUAAGUAAUCUUUUUAUACUGAUAUAAUCUUUUUUUUUUCUCUUGCUUUUAUCAUUAUUGAAUGUAAAAACAAAAAAGUCUGAAUAAAACUGAUUUUGAGAUGUUGACACAAUAAUAAAGACAGAUCUAACACUA
Chelmon rostratus (copperband butterflyfish) is the source of this 3404-nucleotide messenger RNA. RefSeq names its product sorting nexin 7 (gene snx7). The coding region runs from base 75 to 1337 and encodes 420 amino acids. Gene Ontology annotation, molecular function: phosphatidylinositol binding. The record is from RefSeq and is a predicted model, not a curated record. The transcript has 9 exons. NCBI's taxonomy places the organism in Eukaryota, Metazoa, Chordata, Actinopteri, Chaetodontiformes, Chaetodontidae.